GGAGUGGAUUGGGAUCGGGCUAAUGGGAGCUUCUUCACUGCCAUCCUUAUCGCGCAUUGUCCAAAACUUGAGGGAGAAAGCAGCGAUCAUAAAGCAACUAACGGAUUCUGCGCUCUGCAGCUUUUGUUCACAACUUGUCCCACAACAGGUCCCCUCACUGAGGAGAAGACUCUCGACUCGGUGUCAUACAGCUUUUGCUGUAUCCUAGUCUACUUUUUACCCCCACCUUAUCAGCGUGCAACAUCCUGCAUCUGCUAUUGCCCUGGCAACCAGCCCUCCUCUCCAUCAUUCUCCGGCGCUUCACCCCUCACCAUCAGCGGCAGGCUCCGAGGGAAGCCAAAAUCUGCUGCUUACGCUCGUCCUCCAAGUGGAAGUGGACCCUUUUGUUCACUGGCGUCAGUUCAAAUCUCUUUGCUUUUCUACUUAUCUAAGGUUCAUGUGUCGGAAGUGUUUUGUCUCAGCAUCAAAAUGCCCGUGAGACGCGGUCAUGUUGCGCUCCAGAACACUUACUUGGAUACUAUCAUCAGGAAAUUCGACGAGCAAAAUCGCAAGUUUAUUAUUGCCAAUGCCCAGAUGAAGAACUGUGGCAUCAUCUACUGCAAUGAGGGCUUCUGCCAGAUGUUUGGUUUUACAAGAGCAGAGAUCAUGCAGCAGCCUUGUACCUGCCAGUUCCUGGUGGGUCCUGGCACAAUGAAGAGUUCCCUGGCCCAGCUGGGACAGGCCCUGCUUGGGUCUGAGGAGCGCAAAGUGGAGAUCCUGUACUACUCUAAGAAAGGGACCUGCAGACCCUGCCUUGUGGGAAUCGUUCCAGUAAAGAAUGAAGAAGGCCUUGUGAUCAUGUUCAUCCUUGACUUCCAGGAGCUCAUCGAUCCCUCCCACAAGAAGACUGCUCUCAGGCAGAGAAUCACCCAAGGAUGGGCCUAUUGCCAGAAUCGCAGGCUGAAGAUGAGGCUGCCGGUGCUGCGAUCCAUGCGACGACCUUCACUCUCAAAAGAUCAGUUUGAAGGAGUGGUAGUAGACUACCUGCAGCCAAACAGCGAGGAAGUCCCUCUGAAAGAGUUUCGGAUCCCAUCUAAGGAAAGCUGUAUGCAGUCUGAGACGGAGGCUCUGAUAGAACAGGACAUGGAUCCCCCAUCGCCGGCAGCCCAGCCCUCUACCAAACGACGCUCCCUUCUGACAGAUCGACUGGACCCCAUGCAUGCCUUCCCCCGAGGGUCAUUACCUCGAAGUUGCUCGAGGGACAGUGUUCGGAGCCUCCGACGUGCCUCAUCACUGGAUGACAUCGAUGGCAUGAGGGCAGAAUGGAAUAGCCGACCUGGAGACCCCAGGACUAACAGCAAUCUGAAGCCCAAUACUCUGAACUCCACUUCAGACUCAGACCUCAUGAGACAUCGAACCAUAGGCCGCAUCCCUCAGGUUACCCUCACGUUCGGCUCUGACCGAAUGAGACCGCCUUCCCCAACUGAGAUUGAAAUCAUUGCGCCCAGCAAGAUUAAAGACCGAACACAGAACGUCACAGAGAAGGUCACUCAGGUCACACAGGUGUUAUCCCUCGGAGCUGACGUGCUACCAGAGUACAAGCUCCAGGCCCCGCGCAUCCACAAAUGGACCAUCCUUCACUACAGCCCCUUCAAAGCAGUAUGGGACUGGGUCAUCCUGCUGCUGGUCAUCUAUACAGCCAUCUUCACACCAUACUCUGCUGCCUUCCUUCUCAAUGAAGUGGAAGAAGAAACACAGAGGAGAAUCUGUGGCUACACCUGCAACCCUCUCAAUGUGGUGGACCUUGUGGUGGACGUCAUGUUCAUCGUGGACAUCCUCAUCAACUUCAGAACCACCUAUGUGAACCAUAACGACGAGGUGGUCAGCCACCCGGGACGCAUCGCACAGCACUACUUCAAGGGCUGGUUCCUGAUCGAUAUAGUUGCUGCCAUCCCCUUUGACCUGCUCAUAUUUCGCUCUGGGUCUGAGGAGCCUCAGACAACCACUCUUAUUGGACUACUGAAGACGGCCAGACUUCUGAGGCUGGUGCGAGUGGCCAGGAAGUUGGAUCGUUACUCAGAAUAUGGAGCUGCUGUUCUUUUCCUCCUUAUGUGCACCUUUGCCCUCAUUGCUCACUGGCUGGCCUGUAUCUGGUACGCCAUCGGUAAUGUGGAGCGUCAUGGCUCUGCUCGCAUCGGUGGCAUGAAGAUUGGUUGGCUGGACAAUCUGGCCGACCAGAUUGGGAAAUACUACAAUGACACUGACCCAGCAUCUGGCCCUUCAAUCAAGGACAAGUAUGUUACAGCCUUGUACUUCACCUUCAGCAGCCUGACUAGUGUGGGCUUUGGCAACGUCUCACCCAACACCAACCCAGAGAAGAUCUUCUCCAUCUGUGUCAUGCUAAUCGGCUCUUUGAUGUAUGCCAGUAUAUUCGGAAACGUAUCAGCCAUCAUUCAGAGACUUUACUCAGGCACGGCCCGCUACCACACCCAGAUGCUGCGGGUCAAAGAGUUUAUCCGUUUCCAUCAGAUCCCAGGAGGUCUGAGACAAAGGCUGGAGGAGUACUUCCAACACGCCUGGUCCUACACAAACGGCAUCGACAUGAAUGCUGUUUUAAAGGGUUUCCCUGAGUGUCUGCAAGCUGAUAUCUGCCUUCAUUUGAACCGCAGCUUGCUGCAGAACUGCAAAGCUUUUCGAGGUGCUAACAAAGGCUGCCUGCGGGCUCUGGCCAUGCGAUUUAAGACCACCCACGCUCCGCCGGGUGACACCCUAGUCCACAGUGGGGAUAUUCUCACUGCCCUAUACUUCAUUUCCAGAGGUUCUAUAGAGAUCCUCAGGGACGACGUGGUGGUGGCCAUACUGGGAAAGAAUGACAUCUUUGGUGAACCCAUCAAUCUGUACGAGAGGCCAGGGAAAUCCAGCGCUGAUGUCAGGGCUUUGACAUACUGUGAUCUUCACAAGAUCCUGAGGGACGACCUUCUGGAAGUGCUAGACAUGUAUCCCGAUUUUUCCAACAUGUUCUGGAACAAUUUGGAGAUCACCUUCAACUUGAGAGAUGUAGAUAGAAUAAACCAGCCAACCCCAGGCAGGGACUCUGAAUGUGGCUAUCGUCUGACGAGGCAUCGGAGAAGCUCACUGCGUCGGAGAAACAGGCCAGAUGGGAUGGAUCGUGAAGACCCUUACCCAGAUCAAUCGCGCUCGAUGUCAAACCACCACCGGGGAACAAUGGCAGGAUCUCAUUGGGAAGACCUCUGCAGCAGUGCUAGUAUAUGUUCACAGUCUAGUGAUGAAGAAAUGAAGCCCAUAGGACACAGCAAAGGGGAGUUGUACCCCCAUGCGGGUGAUACCAGAGACUAUCCAUCAGCAGUAGUCAACCUUCUGCCUCACAGUGGACCUUCAGCUGGAAUUGGGCCACCUGUAGACCUUGGAGGACCUCCAUACUCAGCAACAACCCCUAUCAGCAUGCCAGGCCUGUAUAGCUACUGGCCAGACCGCAGAGCAAGCCAGUUUUCGGACAGCCAGAGGCGGCCGUCCUCAGUAAGGGCGAGUUUUCACCCUUCACCCUGUGCUGAAGAUCGGCCGAGUGAGCUAGAGUCUCGAUUGGAGCUGCUUCAGUCACAAUUAAACCGACUGGAGACCCGUAUGACUGCAGACAUUAAUGUGAUCCUGCAGCUCCUUCAGAGACAGAUGGCUCCGGUGCCUCCGGCCUACAGCGCUGUGUCCCCCAGCCCUCACCCACCUCAUCCACCUCAUCCCACCACACUAUACAGCACGGGCACACCCACAAUCCACACCGUCCCUCCAAAGCAGCCACCACAGAUCGACAGCACUGCCUCACUACUCCAGAGUCCAGACUCUGACUGCAAGCACAAAUCCAAGGAUUCCCUGUCCAGUGGGAUCCAUCUCACUGUGGCAUCAGAUGACACCAUGUCCAUGUCACCAGAGGCAGACCCACCACAUCUACCUUCUGUGGACCUCACCCCGCCUCAGAUCUUCUGCUCUGGAGACCCAGAGCCUUCGGGACUUCUGUGUGGCACCCAGCGCUUCCCCUCUCUCCCGGAGCACCUGGAGAUCUCCACAGAAAUGCAGGAGAUCCAGAGGCAUGUCUCUGAUCCUGUCCUGCCGGGCAGCUAGAAGAGCUAUCACCGACCCUGACACCCUACAGCCUGGUACUUUGGACAGGACAGCCAUAUUUCCCCCACAUCGGUACUUCCUUCCCAUUUAAACCUCCUCUCCUGUUCAGAUGCUGCUGUGGAGCGUGGGAUGCCUUGCCUUUCACAUCACAGAGGGUACACAGUGCCUCGAGUUUCUCAAGCACAGACCAAACAUUGCCCUCAAAGGCUGCUGUAGUUUUGUGCUCCAGCAUCCCAUCACUCCCAAAGUCCUGUGCAAUAAAGAGCAGGAUGGUGCACUGACAUCUACAGGACAUGCCAAGCAGUCACUGGAUCUCAAAGCUACACCAACUGCUCCUACAUGGAGGCGUCCUUGAAGAGAAGUGAAAUGACAAGAAAGAAUUAAGAGGUUUCACGUUUGAAGAAUUAUCUGCAGUCACUUUGUGUAAGAAUUGCACAUUUAGAUUUGAACAUAGAAAACUAUAAUCAGCUAUUUGGAAAUGAAAUUAUUUUCAUAUUGCAAAUAUUUAUGGGUACAUUCAGGACCAUGCACUUAGUAAAUGUAACAACUGUGAGUGGUUUAGGUUCAGUGUUUUGUCGUUGUUGUGUAUGUUUAAAAAUAUCAAAAAGUCGUACAAUAACUGUCUCACACACCGUGAAGGAUGACGAUUUAUGGCAGACGUAGGAGAAAGCGUCAUUUUCAUCUCAUAUUUCCUGUUGCGGCAUUUUGAUGUGAAUGAAAACUUGUUAAGCGUGUCAUGAGAAAAUAUUAGAAUAUACACAAUGAAGCAGCACAGAACAAAACAAAAAAACGUCAAAGUUUCAUGUACAUUUAAAUAUAGCUCUUACAGUUUUGUUUUUGGUCACGAAUGCUUUGAUUGCUCCCGUUUCUGUGUUUGUUUAUCCGCUCGCCUCAGACGUGUGUCAACUAUUUCUCAAAGCAGCGUGGUCACGCGGUUUCAUAACGCUCCUGAUGUGUUUAUCUGAAAGUGCCAACAAUGAAGGACUUGUUCUCUCAGUUAUUUUGACUCGCAGUGGACAAACUGCACCCUGGACGCACGUAAAGGGAAAUCAGCUUAGUGGCAGUUGAAGUGGAUGGUAACUGUCAAUCGCAUACAGGCGCAGAGACGACAUCUAAAUCCGCGCCGAGAUGAUCUCUCAGUUUCAGCCACGGGGUGAAUGUAAUGACCUUUUAAGCAUUUAUAAUUCUGUGAAAGGCUUCUUGAAGCACAGAUUCCUGUUAUUUGUCUUUUUUAGAUUAAAGACACACCACAGUUACUUCCUUUUGUUUUCCAAGUAACUUACCUGAGCGCUGGGAUAAUAACUGCAAUGCCAAAUGGAACAUUGCAAACACUUCAAAAUAACAGAACACAUUAAAGCUAUGUUUAAAAAGUUUUUAAAUGAAUAUAUAAAAUAUUGUCAUUUAGGAGGAUAGGUUUUCCUAAAUAUUGUACACCUCAGUCUGAUGUCUGUCUGUCUGUCUGUCUAAGCCCCGAUCAACAAGUUGUAAGAAUACGUGUAUAAAAGCAAAAAGUCUUGAUGUGAAUUUGGCCAACCUCACAUUCAAGUUCAACUUUUUUUUGCACCUCUGCACCGUUUUCAAUUAGGCUGAUGUUUUUACGUCUCUCAAAUGAAGGGCGCUUAUGUCCCCUUGCUGUUGUGUCACUGCAGUGGCAGCUGGAUGUCCUCUAAUUUGUCAAAACAGCGAAGCCAAGGGGAGCAGGUGAUGAGGGAAGAUGACUUGUGUGGCCAAAAAACUCAGGGCAUCACACUAGAACUCCUUGUUGAUAGUCUCACACUCGGGACAACUUUAUAGUGCACAACAGGAUGAAGCCAGUUUAGUAUCCUCCUGGACUUCCUCUUCACCCGACAUGUGAAGAGGAAACUGUCCACUGAUGAAAAAGCUCAGUUCCUGGAAACCCAGCUUCCGUUGCCAGUGGUGAGCCUCCGCUCAAAAUUUGGGUCAGUGCAAUACAAAAGUUAAUGUUUAAUUUCUGUGACAAAUUUAAAGCAUGUGCCCAGCAUAAGUGGUCAUAACAUGACUUCUAGGGAGUGAUCUAAAUUUAUCAGCUGCACAGAAAGCUGAGUGGAAGAGCAGAUUAGCCCAAUUUAACAUUGGAAAGCUGCAACUUCAAGACUUUUCAGGAGGAAUAGUAGUAAAUUCUUAUGAAAAGCAAGUAUCAGACCUUAAAAUUAUGGAUGGGAAGUGCAAUGUUGAGGUUUUUUUGCACUGAAAAGAAAAAAGCUACCUGUAUUACAAGAACAGUCAGGGAACUGAUAACUAAGCAGAGGAAAGGACAGUACUGCACCUGUAGGGGGUAUAGCUCAGUGGUAGAGCAUUUGACUGCAGAUCAAGAGGUCCCCGGUUCAAAUCCGGGUGCCCCCUCUUUUCACCCUUCUACCAACACAAACUGAAAUUAUGUUUAUAGUAGUGAGGCAACUGAGCGGAAGGUGAAAAUGACCCCGAACUGUAAAUAGAAAGCUCUGGCUCUCUGAGAACUGCAGGAUGAAUGUGCUGACAGCAGUAGCUUUCUAAAUAGAUUAACUCGUGCCAUGCAAAGGCAGCAACAGUAAAACAAUCUUACAAAACUUGGGGGAAAAGAAAUAAGGCAACACAAGGCUUAGUUUGUAAGACAUGGAGGAAUACAAUUUAUUUGAGUAAAUUCCAUAUUAAACUUUAUGAAAAGAAAAAAACUACGGCAUGAACACUUGUCUUACAAACAACUUGAGUUGAUAUAUUUAUAUGUAUGUACAAUUUGCCUUGUAAUGGCAUGCUACAAGGACAUGACCCUUUAAUUAUUGAAAACAACAACAAAAAAAAAAAGAGGCAGACAUAAACAGUCAGAAAGUUGUUUCCUCCCAUUUUUACAGCUCACGCGCAUGAAAAAAAAAAUGCAGCUUUCCAAGCACAACAUUCUACAUGUAAAAAUAAGACAAAGAGGAGAAUAAUUGAAUAAUUUGAGGGGGAUAAAAGGCUGAACAACAUUGCUCUGGUAGGUUUUGAGUGCUGCUGUACAUGGCUGCUUCACAGCAUCGCCAGCCGAACUAAAACACAACAUAUGAUGACACAUCACCGCAGCGACAAUAUGAACCCUCUCAGGUUAUUUUACAUUUUUCGAAAAGUUGCACCAAUCACAAGCUCUAGCCUGGGCACAGUCAUCUGGAGAGAGUACAUACACCCAAAUUUAACAGCUUUAACUGCCACAAGGGUAAACAAGACUGCAAUAUAUUAAUCCUCGAAUUAUCGAUAAAAAGGUAUGCAUUCACGAGAAAGGCUACAACAUAUUCCUACAUAUUAGAGAGGUCAUCUUCUGGCACCUACAGUAGCUGGUAUCAACCUUUAAAAAGGAAACUGAUGAAAUGUACAAGGAAGGUAAACCCUUCAUGAAUAUCACACGGCUGGCUACAAAUCACACCGAGGAGUACAAAAAUCGGACUUUCAUA
Oreochromis niloticus (Nile tilapia) is the source of this 7535-nucleotide messenger RNA. RefSeq names its product potassium voltage-gated channel, subfamily H (eag-related), member 6a (gene kcnh6a). The transcript has 16 exons. Lineage: Eukaryota; Metazoa; Chordata; Actinopteri; Cichliformes; Cichlidae. The record is from RefSeq and is a predicted model, not a curated record. Gene Ontology annotation, biological process: regulation of heart rate by cardiac conduction; potassium ion transmembrane transport; regulation of ventricular cardiac muscle cell membrane repolarization. Gene Ontology annotation, cellular component: plasma membrane. Gene Ontology annotation, molecular function: inward rectifier potassium channel activity. The coding region runs from base 469 to 4113 and encodes 1214 amino acids.